Messenger RNA from Glarea lozoyensis ATCC 20868, 3141 nucleotides. Its product is annotated as serine protein kinase. The record is from RefSeq and is a predicted model, not a curated record. Bases 1 to 3141 code for a protein of 1046 amino acids. The transcript is spliced from 3 exons. NCBI's taxonomy places the organism in Eukaryota, Fungi, Ascomycota, Leotiomycetes, Helotiales, Helotiaceae.
AUGUUGCCGUUUAACGAAAGGGAAACAAGUCUGGUCAAGGACAACAUAUGGCUGAGGUUAAGUGUAGGAACGAUCCGAUUAGACGACGUGCACAAUUCUUCUCAAUCUGGAUUUCUUAUCUUUGCAGACACGGUGGUUCUGUCAGGAACGCAUUCUUAUCCAGGAAAGCAUGUUGGUGUUUUCUGCAGAACGCUGAUUCUCGAAACAACUCACGCGAUCAUCGAUGUCAGUGGUACUUCUGGCUCACCUGCGGCUGGUAGGCAAGAUGGUUCAGACGCAGGUACAAUAGCAAUUUACGUUCAAGAACUGCAAACGAAGCAAAUUGGAAACCAUCCGGUGAACAGCGAGGCCCAAGGACUUUUUCUUAAGGCGAAUGGCGGCAAUGGAUCGCAAGUUGUUGGAUCAACCGACGCCGGCAAGGGAGGGAGAGGCGGCGAUACUAACUUCUUCUUCGGCCAUUCUGCUGUAAGCCUCCAGGAGGGUAUUACGUCGCGAAUAUCACAGAAGAGAUAUGGAUGGGUUGCUUUGGCAGCAUAUACUCAGCUGGCUUUAAGCCAGCAGAUAGACUACCUCAAGGAGGCAACGCCAACUGCGGAGCAGUACUAUACGCUCAUGACUGCAUAUCUGCUUGACAAUGCAACUCUGGGUAGUAAACUCGAGCCGACUAGAGUGGCUUUGGUUGCAGCCUUAGACUACUACAAAAAGCAGGAAGAAACAACUGAUCCUAAGCUUCUGAUAUCCAUUCAAGGUCUUGUUGCUGCCAUAAAAGCCCUGAGCGCUCAGCCUGACAUCUCAGUUGCUGAUGUCGACACCAUCAAAACCGCUGAUCCUUUCACUUUCUUGGAUGCAAGUUUUGGUACGCUAGACAAAGUGAAAGUGUUCAACCCGGCCAGUGACACAGUCGCCAAGCUCGAUAGCUAUGCCAAAGUCAUGAAAACAAACCCACUGGCCGCGAACUCUGGUGAUGCACUCGAGGCAUCAUCAUCUAUUGCUCGUACAACCAUGAUUGAGGUCAGUGGUGGAAUGAGCAGUGAUGCUAAUAAACAGAAACCCGGUACGCCUGGCGUGAGUUCUGCUAUGGCAGUAACACAAGCGACAGUAGAAACUCCUCUUCCAUUGUGGCUACUACAUCCAGAUCAAUGCCAGAUGAUGCUCACAGUCGCGGACAACCAAUUUUUCAGCAACAAUGCGGAAGAUAUCGUCAAGGCAGCCAAUGUUUACAGAGCUCUACAAACACAGCAGUCAUACUUCAAACUUGAUCAAUUUAGCCCGCCAUCGGCCAAUUUAAAGGUUCAACGCUCGUGGAAUUGGUUCGAAAACGCGUGGAGUGCACUUUCUUUCAAUGGGGAUACCCAACUGAGAGCGGUUACGAGCAAUGCUUCCAUUUCUCUGUCUCGACUUCAAGCAGGUCAAGACUUCUUUGGAAAUGCACAGAAAUGGGCUCCACGACUGUCCUACAAGUUCUAUGCUGGCCUGGCUGAUGACCUCAAAGCAGAUGUUUCAAAAAUGGAAGAAUACGUUGUAGCUUACGAGGAAGCUUAUAAGUCGAAUUCAGAGGCAGAAUCAGUUCUUGCAAAUGCCAUUGAGACUAGCUCGCGACUUCAGAAUUCGGCUAAUACCAAAAUUGCAUACUUACUGGACCGUAACGGUCCUAUUCGCAGUGCAGAAAGCAAGAUCGCUUCGAUGGGACCGCUCGUUCGAGCAGCCAAGAGCCAAAUUGGUGGCAAACUGGUCACUGUCGCUAAUGAUAUCCGAAAUCAUAUCAAUAUGGAUCCUCAAAUCUUUAUCGAUGCAAUGAGCAUGAUAGCGAUGGCGCCACACAAGAGCAUGAUGGUGGCUGAAGCUGUUUCUACCGGUUACAAGGCGCUCACGACUGUCAAAGGUGCUGAUGGUGUCAGUGUAAACAAAAGCUAUGUCAUUAAUGAGCUCCGUGACACCGAUGGCAGCCUCGAAAGGCUGAAAGAGGGAUUCCAGACGCGUUCGGAUGGAUAUCUCGAGAUUGACGAUCCUGGUGCCAGUAAAUUGCUGAUCAUUCAGAGCGAUCUUGAUAAACUUAUGAAGACGUUCAAAUCUGCUAUACCAGAUAGCGCCAGCAAAGAUCUCGACGCUGCUCUGAGUAGCUACAUUUCGCUUGUUCUGGAACGCAAUGGGGCUGUCAUCAAUUACAACACCAGUCUGCUGUAUCUUGCUCAAGCUGUGGAAGAUCGAGAUGCCAGUGUGCAAAGUCUGCAGGCAUAUGGCUCUCAGCUAAACAAGAUUGAUAAGUCGCUUCAGUCGCCCUUUUAUCUAUUACGGCAAAUGCUCCGUAGGCAUCAAUUGCUCGUCUUGGACAGCUUGACCUGCUGUUCUCAAUCCCUCCGGCUGUGGGGACUGCAAGAAGAGUCCCGCGUCUGGAGUCAAGAUUCUGGUCUCCCUACAGUCGUCGAGUUAUAUCAAUGGAGGACUGAACUUGAGCAGAGCUUCAAGACACUACUCGGGACACGCUUCGGUGGUCUUGCAACGAAUUUUCACUACGGCUCAGAUGCGAUAUGGCAUAUGCUUGAACCUGGCGAAGUGGAAGCUCUGAAGGAAGCAAGUUCAGUGGAUGUCGCUAUAAGCCCUGGCGCUGAGAAGACAAAGUCGGUGAAGAGAUAUGCCACAACACUAGGCUCGUUGAAAAGCGCACUCGCCUGGUCUAUCACUGAGCCCAGCUCUUCAGCAUUCUAUUCUUGCAGUGAUUUCCGCGUCACAUCCGUUAGCUGUUUCAUUGAGGGUAUCAUAAUCGGAGCCAAGCCACAUUCAGCAGUGUUGAACAAGCCGGUAAAGAUUAGAUUGCAGCAUUUCGGUGACGACGCCUUUGUUCGCGAAGAUGAUUUUCGAAUUGAUUUUAGUAAUAGCGGUGUCCUCUAUACUCCAUCAUACGACACGUCCAAAAUCCAUACAGCCGACGAAUUCGCAGCACAUCUCGAACGUAAAUCUGCAAAGGUCUGGGAGGCGGAUAUCCUAAAGCCGGUUGGGUAUGAUGGUCUGCUAGUACCGUUAGGUCCUUUCGCGACUUGGGAAAUUAGUUUACAUGAGUUGCAUAAUACUAACCUUGAUCUUAGCAAGGUUACACAUGUUUGGAUUGUUUUUGAAGGCACGAGUGUACCGUUUAGAAUGUAG